AUGGCAUCAGAUAUUAUAGUAGAAAACCCAAUAAGCAUAACAGAGUGGGUAGCAAUUAUAGUUCUAAUAGCUCUGGUUAUUUGUAUGUUUUUAUACUUCUGCGUGUGGGUAAUAAAAAAAAGAAAAGAAGAAAGAUUCAUGCAAAGAUUAAGUUCUUUAGAAAGAAGAGGAAAUAAUGCAGAUAACGCUUCUAUACAUAAUAUGUGCGAUUCAGAUCUGUCUAUAUACGAUCCUCCCCUAAGGAAUGGCCGGCCUACUGCACAGCUAAGACGUGAUUCACUUCCAUAG
This is a messenger RNA of Nematocida parisii ERTm1, 288 nucleotides long. RefSeq lists its product as uncharacterized. The record is from RefSeq and is a predicted model, not a curated record. Bases 1 to 288 code for a protein of 95 amino acids. NCBI's taxonomy places the organism in Eukaryota, Fungi, Microsporidia. The transcript has a single exon.